Pediculus humanus corporis (human body louse) is the source of this 2109-nucleotide messenger RNA. RefSeq names its product Neutral ceramidase precursor, putative. Gene Ontology annotation, molecular function: N-acylsphingosine amidohydrolase activity. The transcript is spliced from 14 exons. Bases 1 to 2109 code for a protein of 702 amino acids. The record is from RefSeq and is a predicted model, not a curated record. Gene Ontology annotation, biological process: sphingosine biosynthetic process; long-chain fatty acid biosynthetic process; ceramide catabolic process. Gene Ontology annotation, cellular component: extracellular region. Lineage: Eukaryota; Metazoa; Arthropoda; Insecta; Psocodea; Pediculidae.
AUGAAAAACAUAAUAAUAAUAAUUUUGUUUGUUUUCAAUUGUUUUUUAACGGUUACGGAAUGUUAUAGAUUGGGGGUUGGAAGAGCUGACGUCACGGGUCCCAUCGCUGAAGUCACGCUGAUGGGAUAUGGUAAAUUCGAACAAAAAGGUUCAGGUAUACACACGAGACAAUAUUCGAAAGCAUACGUUGUCGACGAUGGUGACAAUCGUUUGGUUUUUGUUAACGUUGAUGUCGGAAUGAUGGCGGAUGGCGUUAGAAUUCAGGUUAUAAAAUCAUUGGAAAACAUGUUCGAUGGCCUUUACAACAUGGAUAACGUCAUAAUAUCAGGUACGCACACUCAUUCAGCCGUUGGUGGUUUUCUCAUGCAUACCUUUUUCGACAUACCAAGCGGUGGAUUUUGCCGGGAAACGUUUGAUGCUCUCGUCAAAGGAAUUGUCAAGAGCGUCGUCAUAGCUCACGACAGCUUACAAGAAGGUAGACUUUAUUUGUCGACGACGACGGUUCUUGGUGUCACCGUGAAUCGUAGUCCUACGUCGUACCUUAAAAAUCCGGAAAAGGAAAGGAAAAUGUACCCGUACGACACCGAUAAGGAAAUGACUCAAUUACGUUUCGUAUCAAACGAUGGACAGUUGCUCGGUGCCAUUAAUUGGUUUCCAAUUCACGGUACGACCCUUAACAACACAAACACAUUAGUCUCAUCGGAUAACAUCGGUUAUGCUGCUCUGACAUUGGAAAAAUUUGUAGAAAAAGAUAGUUUGAUGGGACAGUCAAAAUUUGUCGCGUCGUUUGCUUCGAGUAAUUUAGGAGACGUUUCGCCAAACGUUGACGGACCCAAAUGUCAUCAAAGCGGUACAGAAUGCGAUGCCACGAGUAAAUGUUCGGACAUGUUCGAAGAAUGUUACGCGUUAGGACCUGGAAAAGAUAUGUACGAAAGCGUUGCCAUGAUAGGUCUCAAAUUAGCCGAAGGAGCUUGGGACUUGAUAAAAAAUUCAAAAGGGGUUGAAGUUACCGGAUCGGUACAGGGUAUACAUCAAUACGUGGAUAUGUCAAAAGCAAGAGGAUUGUUUUUUAACAGAGUGACAAAAAGAGUGGAAAACAUACGAGGAUGUCUUCCGGCCAUGGGUUACAGUGCGGGUGCAGGUACGACGGAUGGUCAAUUUUUACCAUUUUUACAUCAGGGAAUGACGAAAUCAAAAUGGUGGAUCGAUGCGAUAGCAAACGUAUUAGCACGUCCGACAAAAGAAGACGUGCAAUGUCAUUUUCCAAAACCCAUACUUUUGGCUUCUGGACACUUAAAUUUCCCAUUCGAAUGGCAACCUAAAAUCGUAUCGACUCAACUUGGAAAAUUGGGGAAUUUGAUAAUAGCAUGCGUGCCUGGAGAAUUCACGACCAUGUCCGGAAGAAGAAUGAAAAAUUUAUUGGGUGAAAUUUUCGGUAAAAAUUCAACCGUCGUCAUUUCCGGUCUUUGCAACACUUACAGCGAUUACAUAGCCACGUUCGAAGAAUAUCAAGAUCAAAGGUACGAGGCUGCUUCCACGUUGUUCGGACCCCACACUUUAAAUUUACAUUUGAUGCAAUAUCAAAAUUUGGCAAACGCAUUACAAACGAAUAAAACGUUAGAAAGAGGACCCGAACCUGCAGGUUUGGAUCCGGAUAAAAUGAUGUCGCUCAUACCUCCGGUAGUGUUCGACAAUCCUAAAAGAGGACACGGUUUCGGUGAUGUUUUGGUACAACCGGAAGACGUUUCGACAAACGUCAUUAACGACACGUCAUCGGAAGUAACCGUCGGUGCAAAUCCAAGAAACAAUCUACGUUUGGACGAUACGUUUUUGACGAUAGAAAAAAGGAAGAAAAAAAAAUUAGAAAACGGAAAUGACGUAGAAAUAUGGGAAAUCGUUGCAACGGAUGCGGAUUACAAUACAAAAAUGCAUUGGAGAAGAACGAAUCCCGUGGAAGGUACGAGCGAAGUAGAUGUAGAAUGGAAAAUAUUUAAAUCCAACGUUAAACCUGGAACGUAUAGAUUUAAAUAUUUUGGAGAUUAUAAAUCUUUAAUCGAUGGUACGUCUUGGUACGAAUCGUUAAUUGAUCUUAAAGUCGAAGGUUUUUAA